Molecule: messenger RNA, 3440 nt
Organism: Paramuricea clavata
Lineage: Eukaryota; Metazoa; Cnidaria; Anthozoa; Malacalcyonacea; Plexauridae
Source: the annotation of a GenBank genome assembly
UUAAAAUUGAAAGAUUUCUCAAAUUAGUCGCCAGGUUCCUUCAAAGCGCUGAAUCCAAGAUGGCGUCCUUUCCAGCUUGUUCAAAUUUUCGUCGAACUUUUUUACUUUCUGCGCGAUUUCUACGAAGCAACAACGUUCAGAGUUUUAGCUCCACUACGUAUGUGUAUUUUUAGAAUUUCUGAGUCUUUAAUCAACAAUAUACAAGUACAAUUAUCAGUUAAAUUUACCUUAGCUGAUGCUAUAGUUAAUACUUGCUUUUUGAUAUUAAAAACAGUGGUCACUCUGACGAAGGAGACAUACCAAAAGCAGCUAGUUCGCACACAGUUCCUGCUUCAAUAUUUCAUGAUAACCUAGUCAGGUUUGUAGAAUAUGUAGACGAAUAUAUCUGUCUAAAAUGUGAGCUCAAAAUUGCUCUAGUCCCAGACCUCCUCCUCCUGCAGGUUUUUUCAGGGAUUUUUUAGGGCCGUUAAACGGCCCCAAAAACUCAAUCUUGAAUUGAGUUUUGAAACUCAAUCUUCUCACCAAAGUUUUAGUGCAGUAAAAAUGAUGUUGUUUGAGCUAAAUUUGUGACGUGUGGAAUCCCGUCAAUUAAAAAAAAAAAUGGCUGGAAUUCAUCUCACAACACAAGAAAAACUAUGCAUUCGCCAUCUUUAACCAAUUUAUAGUGUCCCUUAGUGCCCCUGCUUUAACACAUUCCGUCUCAACUACAUUUAUUGAGUACAGGUGUCAGUUGCCCGGUGUCAGUUGCCCGGUGCAGCCACCCCAGCUGUUCAGCUAAACUCAAUCUUCUCUGCAAAAACAGACCCAAGAGAAAAUCCUGAAAAAACCCUGUCCUGGGAACACUACAUACAUUUGUUCCAUCAACUGGUCUAUUAAUAUUAACUAUGGUCUAUUUUAGCCAUCCAGAUAUCACACAUGAAACUACACUCUUACUCUAAUCAAAGACUAUACAACUGUGGCUAGAAAGUAUGCCGCAUUCAUCUAUAUUUGGCCUUGAGUCAAUAAUUCCAAUAUUUAGUUGCAAAUGCAAAAUUUUUCAUUAUUAGCAAGUUUAUCAACUCAAUGAUGUAUGAUGGUAAGAAGUCUUUGUCACAGAGAAUUAUGCUUAACGUGAGUUUGUAUUAACAGCAUUAUUUAACACAUCAACUUUUCUUUACUCGUAAAUGAACUACCCAAAAAGCAAACAUACAUUUGACUUUUUUCAAUCUAGACCUUUGAAUGUAUCAAGAAGAAACAAGUUGCAUUGUAAGCAGAAUACAUUUUGAAUGCAAAUUUGAUUAUUGAUUAUAUUAAUUGAUUGGUUGAUUAUAUUAAUUGAUUGAUUGAUAAUAUUGACUGGUUGAUUAUAUUUAUUGAUUAUAUUGAUUGGUUUAUAACAUCAAUUGAUUGAUUCUAUUGAUUGAUUAUAUUGAUUGGUUGAUUAUAUUGAUUGAUUAUAUUGAUUUCCUGUAGAAAAUUAUCAAGCAAGAAACCAGAUGAAGUUCAAACAGAUCCUCUGUCAAUAUUCCACACAGCAAUGGAAAAUGCUCAGCCUGUAGUCGGAGUUCAACCCAUCAAAAAAGCAGGAAAAACCUACCAGGUUUGACUGAGUCUGAAAUUACUGUAUAAAGUAACGGUCGUGGCCAAUUUGAAAAUAUUCACACUUGUUCCAGGAGUGAGAAAAUUUAAGUACAUGUUGCAAUUCUGCCACAUAUAAUGCUAACUGGCGGUUGAUACAGAGUAUGCAGGUUUCCCUAAUCACUAAUUCUCUAAGUUCAACUUAUAUUGCAGGUUCCAACUCCACUAACGGCCAACAGACGGAGGUUUCUGGCCAUCAAAUGGCUUAUAGGUACAGCGCGUGAUAAACCUGGUCCAAGAAAUGCCAAAAUGUACGAGAAAUUAUGUCAAGAAAUACUCAAUGCUUAUAACAACGAGGUAAAAUACUCAAUGCUUAUAACAACGAGGUAAAACAUUCAACAAAGCCUGGUUCACACUGAUCCCAGUAGGAAUUUUGCAUAGGUACAUUCUAGGUUUUGAAGGAUUUGUAAGAAAUGUUUGAGGGUUUUGAUUCAGUGUUUAAUACUAACGCCCGUAUUCUAAAAGCUCACUCACACUCAAUGAGUGAAGAUUCAAUCUGGGCUUCUCUUGAGUGUCAAUGUUGUUUUUGAAUAGCUGGAGGGUGAGUAGUCACAUAGUAAGGUAUGACACUAACCCUCCAGCUAUUCAAAAACAGCAACGACACUCGAGAGAAGCUCAGAUUGAACUUCCACUCAUUGAGUGUGAGUGUACUUUUAGAAUACGGGCGUAAGUCAGUUCCCAAAUUCUUCAAAACUUAGAAUUUAAUACCGAUGUAAAAUUCCUUCUGUGAUCACAGAAACUUGGGUAGUGGAACCAGGCUGCUGCAUCGUCAGCACGAUGAUAGAUUGUAAUUAUUUUGUCUUUUUGUCUUUCAGGGUGCUGUGGUUCAAAGAAAACGUGAUCUUCACAAACUUGCUGAAAGUAAUCGAGCAUUUGCGAACUUUAGAUGGUGGUGAUUUCCGCUUGGGGACACGUUUGAAUUUAUGCAAUGUGGAGCAUUUCAAUCAUCUUCACAGCAGACCGUGUGAGGCUUAGUAGACAUCGUGUGUCUUGACAAUACCACAAAAUAUUUUCACACUCCGAGGAAAUCGAGUGGGCACCAACUAAAAAGGACGACAUUACUGUUAAAACUUGCGCAUGUCCGAUAUGAAACAUUGAAAAUUGAAAUAAAAAUACAGAAAACAUUUUGGUGUAUGUCGGCUUUAUUUAUUCACGUCUUACUCAAUAAAUCUACAAGAAGCUACUAGAGCCAGUUGUUUGAAAGCUGAUUAACUCAUAAUCCUGAUCUUAACAUUGACACAACUUUUACCUCAAUCCUAACUUUAAUCCUGGAACUGCCCUAACCUUGUACCAAUAGUCAUCAUUACAUCACGCUGACGUCAUCGUUACACCAUAAUGACGUCACCAUUGCAUCAUGGUUAUAUAAUAUAGUGACGACGUCAUCAUUAUAUUAUGACGUUAUCACGACGUCAUCAUUGUUGCGUCACGAUGACGUCAUCACUUCAGGAAUGAAAUCUAAAAGUUGAUUCAAUCCAAGACAAAGAUUAAUUGGUUUUCAAACAACCAGCUAGAUAUAUUUCUACACGUGCGACAUGUUCUUUCCCCGCGUGAUUUACACGCACUUACAGCAGAACCUCGUCUUGCCAAUGAGAUCUUGAAUGGUCUGCGCCACGCCACUGAGAGUGCCCUGAAGAUCUCGGAGGAAAUUACGUAUUGAACACGCGGCAUCACACUUGCAUUCUAACCCUGCCUUGCAUUUACCCGGAUCCUCUUUCGCACCUAAGUAUCCACAGACGUUCCCUCUGCGAGAGGGAGGGACGCAGGUAUGACUUAAGGGGUCACACCAGUACUUCUUCUGGUAGUUGCAGCGACGACCUGGUAUU